AUGCCCUCAGAUAACCUGACCCACGUAGUUGAAUUCAUUCUGGUUGGUUUCUCAGGUAAAGAGGAAAUCAAGCUUCUGCUCUUUUUUACAUUCUUUCUGGCUUACGUGCUAACAGUGACAGAAAAUGCAAUGAUUGUUGUGCUUGUCUGGACAAAUCUCCAGCUUCACAAGCCAAUGUACGUUUUCCUGGGCAAUCUUUCGUUUCUGGAGAUAUGGUACGUCUCUGUCACAGUGCCCAAAGUACUUGUGAGCUUGGUGACAAAGAGACAAGACAUCUCCUUCACAGGCUGCAUGGCUCAGCUAUUCUUCUUCCUGGCAUUGGCCAGCACUGAGUGCACUCUUUUGGCUGUCAUGGCCUACGAUCGCUACGUGGCCAUCUGCAACCCAUUGCAUUACCCAAUCAUCAUGAAUCACACUCUUUGUGCCCAUCUGGCCAUUGGCUCCUGGAUGAGUGGCUUCCUGAUUUCUACAGGGAAAGUUUACUUUAUUUCACGUCAGACCUACUGUGGGCCCAACAUCAUUAACCACUUCUUCUGUGAUGUCUCCCCCUUACUGAAGCUAGCCUGCACCAACAUGUCAGUAGCUGAGCUUAUGGAUUUCUUACUGGCCCUGCUCAUCCUUCUUGUACCACUCAUUGUGAUUAUGGCCUCCUAUGCAUGCAUUAUCGCUGCUGUCUUGGGCAUCCCUUCAGCCCAGGGACGUCACAAGGCCUUUUCUACCUGUGCCUCUCACCUUUUAGUGGUCACAGUGUUCUAUACAGCCUCCCUGUUUAUCUACGCCAGGCCCCAGCCAAUUGAUUCAUUCAGCUCCUACAAACUUGUAUCUGUGGUAUACACUGUCCUGACACCCCUCAUCAACCCAUUCAUCUAUUGCUUAAGGAACCAUGAAUUCAGAAUUGCUCUCAGGAAAACAAUACACUGGAGAGACAUCUUGCCCUACAAAUUUCAUCUAGGUUUUUCCUUAUUUAUUUAA
Messenger RNA from Antrostomus carolinensis (chuck-will's-widow), 972 nucleotides. Its product is annotated as olfactory receptor 6B1. Gene Ontology annotation, cellular component: membrane. The coding region runs from base 1 to 972 and encodes 323 amino acids. Gene Ontology annotation, biological process: G protein-coupled receptor signaling pathway. Lineage: Eukaryota; Metazoa; Chordata; Aves; Caprimulgiformes; Caprimulgidae. The record is from RefSeq and is a predicted model, not a curated record. Gene Ontology annotation, molecular function: olfactory receptor activity; G protein-coupled receptor activity. The transcript has a single exon.